GGAUGGACCAGUGUUUAGGGCCUGGGACUUGGGAAUCCUAUAUUCGAAUCCCUGCUCUGCCACUGACUUCCUGUGUGGCCUUGGGCAUGUAGUCUGUCUCAGUUCCGCAUCUGUAAAAUGGGGACAAUAGCACUGCGUCACAGCGGGUUGGAAGGAUGAAUAUAUUAGUAUGUGACAUGCUCAGAUACUACAGUCCUGCAGGCCACAUGUUCCUGGAGAAGUACGGCUACUUUGAUGAGCCAGCUCCUAGUGGACCCACUUCUGAGCAGUUCGCAGAAGCAGUGAGGGAGUUCCAGUGGGUGACCCACCUGCCGCUCAGCGGGGUCCUGGAUACUUCCACGGUCCACCAGAUGAACCGGCCGCGAUGUGGUGUGAGUGAUGCAGAAAGCCACGCUGCCUGGGCCGAGCGGGUGCACGCCCUGCUCUCCGGCAGACGGGCCAAGACGAGACGCAGGAAGCGCUAUGCGCAGCAGGGUGGAAAGUGGUACAAGCGGCACCUAACCUACCGGAUCGUGAACUGGCCUUGGUAUCUGCCCCAGCACCAGGUGCGGCUGGCGGUGAAAGCAGCUUUCGAUCUCUGGAGCAAUGUCUCAUCCUUGGUGUUCUGGGAGGUGCUGGACAGCCCUGCUGACAUCCGCCUGGCUUUCUUCCAUGGCGACCACAACGAUGGACUCAGCAACGCCUUCGAUGGGCCAGGGGGCGCCCUGGCGCACGCGUUCUUCCCCCGCCGUGGGGAGGCGCACUUCGACAGCGACGAGCGAUGGUCCCUGCACAGCGGCAAGGGGCGCAACCUCUUUGUGGUGGUAGCGCACGAGAUCGGGCACACGCUGGGGCUGGAGCACUCGCCCGUCAGGAGCGCCCUGAUGUCUCCCUAUUAUAAGAAGCUGGGCAAGGACUUUGUGCUGAGCUGGGAUGACAUCCUUGCUGUCCAGAACCUGUACGGAAAGCCUUCCAAGGGCUCAGCUGUGCGGCUUCCUGGGAAGUUAUUUGCUCAUUUCCAGGACUGGAGCCCUGAUUUUCCAGACGACGAUCAGCUGCAGGGGAGCCUCGGCUCUUAUUACUGCCAGUCCUUCUUCGAUGCUAUCACCAUCGAUGCAGAUCACAACCUUUACAUCUUCAAAGGCCACCACUACUGGGUUGUGACGAAGGGAGGCAACGCCACCGACCCGCAGCUGCUCCGGACCCGAUGGGCGGAGCUCCCAGCUGGCAUUGACGCGGCUGCUGUGUCGGAGGCAGACGGGAAAUUCUACUUCUUCAAAGGCGGCCGAUGCUGGCGAUACAAAGGCUCCGCCCUGGAGGCGGGAUUCCCCCAGAAGUGCAGCACUCGCCACCCCGACGCGGCCCUCUACUUCCAGCAGCUCCGCCACCUGGUGCUCUUCAAGGGCCCCAAGUACUACGUGGUGAGCGAGGAGUCCCUGCAGGUGGAGCCCUACUACCCCCGGAGCCUGAGGGACUGGAACGGGGUCCCGGCCGGGGUGGAUGGCGCCCUGACGCAGCAGGAUGGCUUCGUGUACUUCUUCAGGGAGGACCAGUACUGGAAGUUCGACCAGGCCAAGCUGCAGGUGGUGGCGACGGGGAAGUGGGCCGCCCAGCUGCCGUGGAUUGGCUGCUGGGGCAGGAAUUCCAGCCAGACUCUCUUCUGAUCUCCCACAUGCUCGGACGUAACCAGGGGCCUUCCACCCCCCUCCACGCCUUGAUGACAAGGGCACAAUCCGGCCCUGAAUGUGGCAUCGAAAAGAUGGCGGCUGAUCCCCAUCUCCUGCCCUGCUCUUUACCGGGAGGGUUUUUAUUCAGAUACAUGUUUCCCUUCCCAUGUUGGUCCUUCACCCAGAUACCUCUUGUCAAUGAUCUACUUGAACUCCCAUCUCAGGAGCCAUCCCAAUGACUGCCGCAGGCGAGCAGGGAUAGUCCCGACCUUGAGGUGAACAGUGGGCAGAUCUCUCCGGCCAGAGUGUUCUUCAGUGGUUUAACCAAUGUCCCCCACUAAACCAAAGGGCUAAAAUGGGUAUUUUACAGAGCUCUAGAGAAGACGAGACCAUCUUCUCAGUUCAAAGAUAUCUCCACUUGCAAACAGGAGGAGACUGGCCCUUUAGCCUGGCGAGGUUGGAUAAUCCCAGAACUACCACCCUGACGUGCCAGGGUCCAGACGAUAGAAACUUUAAAAAUAUUUCAAGGGGCUUUAUGGUCCAAAAAUGCCAACGUUUUUGUAAAAUGAAAUGUUUUGGGAGAGGGAGACCUUACAAAAUAAAACCCCGUUGACUUUUUCCUAUCUUUUUGGUUUGUUUUUUUCAUGUUGUUUUUCACAAUAUUUUGAAUGGGAAUUUUUAUCAAAACCACUAUUGACAUUUUUCGUUUACCCCAAACUGGGUUUUUCACUAGACCGUUGAUCGGAUAAAUGGGCCCAUGUUGAACCUGCGAAACAGAACAGAAUUUCCGAAUGAUUGGUGAUUUUUUUUUUCUUCCAUUUUUCCAGCAGCUCCAAUCUUUCCGUGUUCAUUGGGUGACACAUGAGAACAACUCUGAUAAUUCUCUGGGCCAAAUUCAGGGGGUAGCGUAAGCUAGUGUAACUCGCUGCGAGAUCCGGAAGAAGUUGUAAAUUACAGCAGUUUAGACUGGCAUCCGUUUGCUUAGUGGAGAAGGUCGUCUGCUUAGCUGUGAGAGUAUCCUAUGUAAACACAAAACACUGUA
Molecule: messenger RNA, 2688 nt
Organism: Mauremys mutica (yellowpond turtle)
Lineage: Eukaryota; Metazoa; Chordata; Testudines; Geoemydidae
Gene: MMP28
Product: matrix metallopeptidase 28
Exons: 8
Coding region: 156-1643 (495 amino acids)
Biological process (GO): collagen catabolic process; extracellular matrix organization; proteolysis
Cellular component (GO): extracellular matrix
Molecular function (GO): metalloendopeptidase activity; zinc ion binding
Source: RefSeq, a predicted model, not a curated record